AUGGCGGAUUCAGAAUUGCCCACACGCCCUAAGCCCGAGGAGACCCCCGCGGCCGCUCCCGCCGAAGGCGAGACCAAGAACGCUGCUAAGAACGCUGCUAAGAAGGCCGCCAAGGAAAAGGCUAAGGCUGAGAAGGCUGCUGCUCGCGCUGCGCAGGAGAAGGCUCAGGCCGCUGCUAAUGAGGCCAGCGACACCGCCAAGGGCCUCUACGGUGUCCUCCCCGAGACUGAGGAUGUUAUCUCCACCACACGAUUCUCCCAGCUGUCUGAGGACUCCUACGAGAAGGAAGUUACUGUUGUCGCACGUGUCGACAAUGCCCGUGUCCAGAGUGCUAAGCUUGCAUUCUUGAUGCUGCGCCAGCAGGGUCAGAAGGUUCAGGCCGUCAUCGCGGCUCACGAGCCCAUCUCCCGCCAGAUGAUCAAGUACACCGGUGGAUUGAACGUCAACUCCAUUGUGCAGGUCACUGGUGUUGUGAAGAAGCCCGAUACUCCUAUCUCUUCCGCUACCAUCCAGCACCUGGAGCUCCACAUCCGCAAGGUUUACAUGAUCUCUGAGGCUGCCCAGAUGCUGCCCAUGCAGGUCAAGGAUGCUGAGCGCCCUCCCCCUACUGAGGAGAAGGAGGGCGAGGGUGAGGUCGAUGAGUCUGGCGCUCCCAUCGUCACCCUCAAGACCCGUCUUGACAACCGUGUUCUGGAUCUGCAGACCGAGACCAGCCAGGCUAUUACCUGGAUCUCCAGCGGUGUCGCGGAGCUCUUUGCUGAGUACAUGAUCAAGAGUGGAUCCCGAUGGAUCUUCACCCCCAAGUUGGUGGGUGCCGCUACUGAGGGUGGUAGCAACGUCUUUGAGGUCAAGUACUUCAAGCGUACCGGCUACCUCGCCCAGAGCCCCCAGUUGUACAAGCAGAUGUGUAUUGCUGGUGAUAUGGAGAAUGUUUUCGAGAUCGCCCCCGUUUUCCGUGCCGAGGACAGUAACACUCACCGUCACUUGACUGAGUUCGCCGGUCUUGAUUUCGAGAAGACCUUUGAGAAGCACUACCACGAGGUUUUGGAGUUCGCUGAGGACCUGCUUGUUUUCAUUCUCAGUCAGCUCAAGGCCCGUUAUGCUGCCCAGAUUGCCACCAUCCAGAAGUCUUACCCCAAGGCUGGUGACUUCAAGCUGCCCAAGGACGGCAAGGCCCUGCGUCUGAACUACAUGGACGGUGUUGCGCUGCUGAAGGAGGCUGGCGUCGACAUGUCGGAGCAGGAGCGCUUCGAGAACGACUUCACCACUUCCAUGGAGAAGCAGCUUGGUCAGAUUAUUCGCGAGAAGUAUGACACCGACUUCUAUGUUCUCGACAAGUUCCCCAUGGCUGUCCGUCCCUUCUACACCAAGGCCGACCCCAAGGAUGCUCGUUUCUCCAACUCGUACGACUUCUUCAUGCGUGGUGAGGAGAUCAUGUCCGGUGCUCAGCGUAUUAACGACAUUAAGGAGCUGGAGGAUUCCAUGCGCUCCAAGGGUCUCGACCCCACCCAGGAGGGUUUCGAGGACUACCUCAACGCUUUCCGACAGGGAUGUCCUCCCCACGCCGGUGGUGGUCUGGGUAUGAACCGUAUUGUGAUGUUCUUCUUGGGUCUUCCCAACGUCCGGUUGGCAUCGCUGUUCCCCCGUGACCCUCAGCGUCUGCGCCCUUAA
Penicillium malachiteum is the source of this 1671-nucleotide messenger RNA. It is a transcript of the gene dps1, whose product is annotated as putative aspartyl-tRNA synthetase Dps1. Gene Ontology annotation, biological process: aspartyl-tRNA aminoacylation. Gene Ontology annotation, molecular function: aspartate-tRNA ligase activity; ATP binding; RNA binding. The record is from RefSeq and is a predicted model, not a curated record. Lineage: Eukaryota; Fungi; Ascomycota; Eurotiomycetes; Eurotiales; Aspergillaceae. Bases 1 to 1671 code for a protein of 556 amino acids. The transcript has 2 exons. Gene Ontology annotation, cellular component: cytoplasm; aminoacyl-tRNA synthetase multienzyme complex; cytosol.